GGUUCACGUGCGAGUGACUUCCACUAGUAGAUUCUUAGCUAUUUGUACAGGGGCUGAACAGGAUAAGACCGUUUCUCGCUUAAAAGUCCCAGAGAAACGAGCUGUCCAGUGAAUAUGUGCGCGGCUGCACGUCGGUACGGCCCGACUCUGACGCUCUUCACGACGCUUUAGAGCGGCUCCGCGCAGUGUUCAGCCACCCCUGUUGCAGUAAUCUUCCCCAAGGACUUUGACUCUCUGUGACAUCAGCAAGGAACAUGUCCAUGUUCAGCACGGGCAUCCUUGUGCUGACGUCUCCUCUCCACACCCUUCCCUUACGCAUCGCUCCAGUGCUCAGCUCAGCUGCUCAGCUCGUCAAGCGCACACUCUACGUCCACCUCCAUCCCGGGUUGAAUCUGGGAAGUGGGACCCAGCCUCGGCCAGUUUUCAUUCCACCAGUAGUGGACGUGUCUAAUCUCAUUACACGCCUGUACAGUAAUGCAGCCGAUGUGUGCGGGCACCUGGAUGUUUGUGUUUUGCUGACUAAUGUUUGCGCUCAGUCAGCUGCAUACAGCGGAUCCACGACUCCAAACUGCCCCUUUCCCACGCCACAGGCUCUGUCUCAUUCACCAGAGGUGGUGCUAACAGACUUCGCUCUUCAGGACCCCGGUCAGUCCCAUCAAGUCACGCAGUGUCUGCAGAGCUACGCUGGCCGCUGCUAUGUCUGUAGGCCUGGCAUACCUUCAGUGCUGCUUCACCCACAGCUAAUGAAAUUGCAGGAGGAGGAGGAUGUUCUGGAAGCUCAACAAGAAAAGGCAGAGCUACUGGAGACUUACAAUGAUGUGGUGGUAGGCGGGACAUUUGAUCGACUCCAUGGGGCCCACAAGACUCUGCUCAGUAUCUCUUGCCUGUUGGCCAAUAGACGGUUCCUCAUUGGUGUGUGUGACCAAGCAAUGCUUAAAAAGAAAGUGCUAAAGGAGUUGAUCGAGCCCUAUUCUGCACGGGUCCAGAGACUACAGGAGUUCUUACAAGAUGUCAAGCCCUCCGUGCAGGUGGAGAUUGUGCCUCUCGAUGACCCCUUUGGAGCGUCUAUAGUUGACCCCCUGCUGGAGUGCAUUGUGGUCAGCGAGGAGACUAGAAAGGGUGGGGAGGCUGUAAACAAGAAACGCAUUGAGAAUGGUCUUCGAGCUCUUGUCCUUCAUGAGAUCCAGUUGCUUAAGGAUGCCCACCACACAGAGAUAGAGGAAGAGAAGAUCAGCUCCUCGAGUCUGCGUGCUCGUCUGCUGGGCACCCUGCUUACACCACCUAAAGACAACUCCCACCUCCCUCCCCUUCCAUAUGUGAUUGGUCUGACAGGGGGCAGCGGCAGUGGAAAGAGCUCCAUCGCUAAGCAGCUGGAGGCUCUUGGUGCAGUUCGGAUUGACUGUGACAAACUGGGCCAUGAGGUGUACCAGCCUGAUACAGCAGCCUAUCACAGAGUGGUGGAGAAAUUUGGGUCAGAUGUUCUGAACGAUGAUAAAACCAUCAACAGACGUGCAUUAGGAAGGAAAGUCUUUGGAAACCAGGAGCAGUUAAAAGCCCUGACAGACAUUGUGUGGCCUGAGAUUGCACUUCUAGUAAAAAAGAAAAUCAACCAAGCCAGAGAUGAAGAUAAGCAGGUUUGCGUGGUGGAUGCAGCAGUUCUUCUGGAGGCCAGCUGGCAAAACUUGGUCCACGAGGUCUGGGUCACCAUCAUCCCUGAGGAGGAGGCGGUGUCGAGGAUAACAGAGCGGGAUGGGGUGACCACAGAAGAUGCCCUUCGCAGGCUGCAGAGCCAGUGGUCCAACAGCAAACAAGUAGAGCAUGCUAAUGUAGUGCUCAGCACGCUCUGGGAACCAGAGGUCACUCAGAAGCAGGUACUGAAAGCUUGGAAUCUUCUUCAGAAGAGAAUUCAACAGAAGCAGGAAGGACAGUAGGAGGAUUUUUGGGUCACUACAUUGUAUCAGCUGUGACUUUGCAAGCAUGUGCCAAGCCAGGGACAUGUGUGGACAAAUGGUCCAUGUAAGGAAAUGCUGCCUUAGAAAGGAGUGAGGGUGGUCACUGGGAACACCCAAGAAGCUCCCUCACUUCUCUAAGACUCAGUGCCUAAUUGACUAUCCACAGGUUUUUAAAUUCUAGUUUUAUUUCAGUGAAUUCCUGUUUGGGAUUAUUAUUGAUUAUUGUUAACUGUUGGCCUCUUCUGACUGAAUGGCAUGUUUUUAAAAGAAUACUGUUACCUGACUGAUAUACCCACUGCAAUCUUACAUUAGCAAAUUCACCUUGUCCGCAGACAUGUCAGAGGAUUUGUCCUCUCUUUACUUUUUAAAAAUUUUUUUUUUUUUUUUUUUUUUAAGAGAAGGAUGUAACAUAAGGGGAAAUGAGUUCAUGUUAAAUACUGUGUAACUGUUUUCUCUGAUAAUACAGUUAAAUGAUUCAUCUUUGCGGUUUGGGGUGUUAGAAAGUAUUUUAGGAAAUUUGUGUCAUAAUCCGAUGAGUAAUUCAUUGUAUUUAGUGAAAUAAAUGCAUUGAGGACUGUAAACAUUUCUAGUCAUAUAAACUGAAUGGAUCAGUCUGAUCACUAAUAAAGGAGAACACCUGAAAUGCAUACUGAGGUAAAUUAGGAUUAGACGUCUGGACUCAGUGUGGGAAGCAAGGUUAUGGAAGCUUGUUUCUGCCAUUGAAAUUUAAAAAAUGCCAUCCAUAAGUCAGAGUUUUGGAUUAUUAGCUCAAAAUUUCAUCUUAGUAACUUAAAAUUGAGAAAAUAAUGAUCCAUCUACCCAUUUUCUUCUGCUUAUGCUAUUCAUACAGUAAGUAAAAAUUGACGCACCAACCAUUGACUUAUGGGUGGUUUUAAAAAAAAAAAAAAAAAAAAAGUUUUCAAUGGUGGAAACAAGCAAUGCACUCAGUGUAGAUGGUACACAAAAUAGAUGAUUCCUUCAAAUUGGAAUUCAAAUACAAUGUAUCUGAACAUUUUCCAAGUGCAUUCCAAGAAAAUCCACUCCUUUUUUGUCUUAGUCAGUUGCUACAUGCCAGUUUCACUGAGAAGAGUUGAACAGCUAAAAAUACCUUGUUUAAAAAUUGUGGCUCACUGGAGACUUUUUUUAAUUUUAGUAAAAGACCACAGUUGUAAAUCAGUGAUUACAUAACAAAAACUAAAUACUAUGCUGUUUUAGCCACUACUACUACAAGGCUUGUUCUGUGAUGUCAAAAUCCACUGUUUUGCCAAAAGUAUUCGCUCGUCUGCCUUCGCACUUAUAUGAACUUCAAUGACAUCCCAUUCUUAAUCCAUAGGGUUUAAUAUGUUGUCAGUCCACCCUUUGCACCUAUAACGGUUUCAACUCUUCUGGGAAGGCUUUCCACAAGGUUUAGGAGUGUGUUUAUGGGAAUUUUUGACCAUUCUUCCAGAAGCACAUUUAUGAGGUAAGACAAUGGUGUUGGACAAGAAGACCUGGCGCACAGUCUCCGCUCUAAUUCAUCCUCCACACCAAACUCUCUUAUCCAUGUCUUUAUGGACCUGCUUUGUGCACUGUUGCGCAUUCAUGUUGGAACAGGAAGGGGCCAUCCCCAAAUGUUCCCUCAAAGUUGGGAGCAUGAAAUUGUCCAAAACCUCUUGGUAUGCUGAAGCAUUAAGAGUUCCUUUCACUGGAACUAAGGGGCCGAGCCCGACUCCUUAAAAAAAACACUCCCACCCCAUAAUCUCCCCUCUACCAAACUUUACACUUGGCACAAUGUAGUCAGACAAGUACCGUUCUCCUGGCAACCACCAAACCCAGACUCAUCCAUCGGAUUGCCAGAUAGAGAGGCGCAAUUCUUCACUCCAGAGAUGACAUCUUCAAUGCUCUAGAGUUCAGUGGCGAUGUGCUUUACACCACUGCAUCCAACACUUUGCAUUGCACCUGGUGAUGUAAGGCUUGGAUGCUGCUGCUCAGUUAUGGAACCCCAUUCCAUGAAGCUCUCUACACACUGUCCUUGAGCUAAUCUGAAGGCCACAUGAAAUUUGGAGGUCUGUAGCAAUUGACAAAGUUGGCAACAUCGGCGCACUACGCACCUCAGCAUCCACUGACCCCGCUCUGUGAUUUCACGUGGCCUACCACUUCACGGCUAAGUUGCUGUCAUUCCCAACUGCUUUCAGUCUGUUAUACCACCACUAACAGCUGACUGUGGAAUAUUUAGUAGUGAGGAAAUUUCACGACUGGACUUGUUGCACAGGUGGCAUCCUAACACUGUACCACGCUGGAAUUUGCUGAGCUCCUGAGAGCA
Molecule: messenger RNA, 4254 nt
Organism: Archocentrus centrarchus (flier cichlid)
Lineage: Eukaryota; Metazoa; Chordata; Actinopteri; Cichliformes; Cichlidae
Gene: coasy
Product: CoA synthase
Exons: 10
Coding region: 255-1931 (558 amino acids)
Biological process (GO): coenzyme A biosynthetic process
Molecular function (GO): dephospho-CoA kinase activity; ATP binding
Source: RefSeq, a predicted model, not a curated record